AUGACGGACAACAUUGAUCGCCCGCUGAAAAUUGUCAUUAUCGGGGCAGGCAUUGCUGGCCUUGCUGCGGCGCUUGGACUACGCAAAGAAGGGCAUCAAGUGACACUUCUCGAAAGAUCAGAGCUGGCCAAGGAAGUCGGCGCCGCCAUCCACAUCGCCCCAAAUGCACAUGGUUUACUCAGAGAACUCGGCGUGUAUCCUGAGACAUUCGGUGCAAAUCCAGUCCAUGGACUUACUGAGUAUGAUGCGAAGAACGGAGCUCUUCGCAUGUCUGUGGACUUGAGAGAGCAAUUGAAAAUGUGGCAACAUCCUUGGGUAUUGUCACACAGAGUCCUGCUUCACGAGGCACUAAGAGAGCACAGUCUCUCACCUGAAGGGGCCGGCCCUCCAGCUAUCCUGAAGACCUCUGCAAAAGUCACCCACAUUGACCCUGAAACCGCGACUGUCACUCUAGAGGACGGAUCUGAAAUAUCCGGGGACUUGGUUCUGGGAGCUGAUGGGGCGAGUUCAGUUUCUAGGGGAGUAGUAGCUGGAGAAGGUUUGAAGCCAUUCGCAUCUGGAAAGAGUGCAUUUAGGUUUAUGAUACCAUGCAACGAGAUAUUGUCCGAUCCUGAAGCUGCUACUCUAUUCAAGGAAGGAUAUUUGUGCCUUUGGAUGGCUGAUGACCGAAGGCUAGUCAUGUAUCCCUGCUCCAACAACACGAUCAUGAACUUUGUCGGUAUUCACCCUAGCGCUCUCUCUGAGACAAAGAGAGCAGAAGGCUGGGAUAAUGGGGCAAGCAAGGAGGCCUUGCUUAAAGUGUAUGAAGAAUUUGGGCCUAAGGUGCAAGCAUUGCUCAAGCUGGCAGACGCUUCCUCUCUGAAGAUUUGGACUCUUCUAGAUAUGGAUCGAAUCCCAAGAUGGUUCAAAGGAAAACUUGCUCUUCUUGGUGACGCUGCUCAUCCAUUUCUACCCCGGUCUGUGGCUAUCGAGGACUCUGCUUCACUUAUUGCAUUACUUCCAAGGGGAACCAACCCAGCAGACCUUCCUGAACGAUUAGCUCUAUACGAAAAGAUAAGAGAUAAAAGAGCUCAUGAUAUCCAAGAGUUCACCCGUCGGAUGGGUGCUGAUAUAAACGAUGAAACUCGAGGCAAAAUAAACAUCAUGGAAUUCGUGAAUUACAACUAUGGCCAUGACGAGUUCCACAAUUCCAGACAUGAGUUGAAGAAACUAUUAAGUUCAAAGAAUGGGCCCACCUACCUUCGCCAGCCGAUUGCUUUUGGUCCGUCGCCCAGCCCAAGGCAAGAUCACUUUGGACGGACCUACUCUUCGGAAGAUGCAACAUUUACCACCUACACCAUCAGGUUUAAAACUUCGGCAACGUAUUUGAAGAAUUUGUUCCCGGAAGGUGUAUUCAGCUUUGAAUCACCGGGCACUGUUGCAGAAGCUACCCUCCGCGCGACCGAGCUACACAAUCUACCAUGGCUAGGCGGCGGCGGCUACUGCUUCGUUGGACUAUGGAUUCAUGGAGUCCAACACGUGAAGAGGGAUGGCACAAAAGUCCUGGGGUCCUUCAUCCCCAUUCUCUUUGAGAAUUUGUCCGACCCCAUCCUCACUGGAAGAGAUGAACUGGGAAUGCCAAAAUUACACUGCGAUAUUGAAAUAAGGAAAAACUCUGGUCGGACGAAGAUCUUUUGUGCUUGGAGAGGUGCAGAAUUCCUCGACAUGACUCUAGGCUCUGCCCCGGCUGGAACAAACGGUGUGAUUCCCAAUGGUGUCGAUGAAGCCUCAAGGCAGGGGUCGGAGGACAAUCAGUUUGUUUAUCGAUACGUGCCAUCGGUGGGAAAACCUGGAGAGGCUGACGCUGAAUAUCCGGCAAUCAUCCCCAAGCCUACCAAUUCUCCAACAGUUGUCCAUCGGAUGAGGCAUGGAGAUACGAAAGAUUCUGGCAUUGAAUUUACACCAGGAAAUUCGGAAACAUUCCCCACUAUCCACCACAUUACUUCGUUCUUAGCUGCCAUGCCUAUUUCAAACAUUCUUGAGACAAAGACUGUUGAAGGAAGAGGCUUGGACGACCUGUCUAGGGUUCAAAGGUUGUAG
Messenger RNA from Clonostachys byssicola, 2079 nucleotides. The record is from the annotation of a GenBank genome assembly. NCBI's taxonomy places the organism in Eukaryota, Fungi, Ascomycota, Sordariomycetes, Hypocreales, Bionectriaceae.